UCAAAUACAUAAAAGUUUAUAGAAGUGUAUUUACAUAAUAAUAAAUUGGUAUGUGGUAGCAACAAUAUGAUGAUGCAAACAGCGCCCAUCCCAGCGCCGGUGCAGCCAAUCAAUGACAUCAUCAAGGAGUCAUCUAGGACUGGAACUCCGGAAACAAUUACUAAACCUCAGGCCAUAUCGGAGACUUACAUUCUGUCCGAACUGCUUGAUGUAGACCGGUUGCUGAUUACCAAACGUCUUCGCGUCAAGAGCGUCGUUUUUCUCAGAGGAAAGAAGAAUAGAUUCUACAUCAGAACUCCGGAUCGUAAUCUAGUUUAUACUGUUGAAGAAGACAACAGCUGGUGGGUCGGCUACCUAUGUUAUGGUCUACGCCCGAUGCAGCUCCGCGUGUUCAACAACUGCUCUGAAGAAAUAAUGAGGAUCGACCGACCCUAUGCGUGCACCGCUCGGAUUCUGCCUUGUCAACUACAAAAAAUACAGGUGUUUGCCCCGCCAGGUCGAAGGAUAGGCUCCAUUGAGCAACAGUGGACUCCUAUUCGACCCAUAUACGUGGUGAAACGAGAGAAUGGCGAAGAAGUGUUUUGGCUUCAAGGUCCCCGCUUUACUAUAAGCUUCUUCAGGGAUAUUCAGUUCAGCAUACAGAAGAGGGAUGGAACCCACGUCGGCAGCACGUGCAAGCGUUGGCAGGGGAUCCUGCACGCACUUUUCUUUGCACCCGUCACUGACAGGUUUGGGGUGGCGUUCGAGCGAGACCUCACAGUGGAAGAGAAGGCACUGCUUUUGGCCGCGACUUUGCUCAUCGACUAUAUGUACUACGAUGCCUAGUAAUUAUACAAUGUAUUUUAGAUAA
Messenger RNA from Leptidea sinapis, 850 nucleotides. RefSeq names its product phospholipid scramblase 2-like. Gene Ontology annotation, cellular component: plasma membrane. Lineage: Eukaryota; Metazoa; Arthropoda; Insecta; Lepidoptera; Pieridae. Bases 67 to 825 code for a protein of 252 amino acids. The transcript is spliced from 6 exons. The record is from RefSeq and is a predicted model, not a curated record. Gene Ontology annotation, biological process: plasma membrane phospholipid scrambling. Gene Ontology annotation, molecular function: phospholipid scramblase activity.